AUGAGUUUCCUCUCUGAACUGAAAAAACAGCGCUCAUUGCUUAAUCACACUAGGACAAGAGUAACAACAGUUGAGGGAAAAACACUUUUGGAGGAAGUAUUACAUGGGGAGCACUUUCAAAAGGAAAUUUCAGAGAACAGCCAGUCUUGUCCUGGUUUUGUGAUUGACACAAAACCAGAUCUCCAAGUGGCUGAAAUAAUUAAAUCUUCAUUGUAUCUUGGAUCACAAGAUGUAACCCAAGAUUUUCAACUAAUGAAAGAUUGUGGUGUCACCCAUGUUAUAAGCUUAGGUGUUCAAGUUCCUCCUCUUCCACAGUUAUCUAACUUGUCCUAUAGUUUCAUUCCUGCUCUUGAUCUGCCUCAUGAGCCCAUAGACAAUAUGCUGAAAAAAACAUUGCCUUUGAUAGAGGAUGUCAUCAGCAAAGGAGGUUGCGUACUUGUGCAUUGUAAUGCAGGAGUAUCUCGGGCACCAACAGUAGUAAUUGCCUUCUUGAUGAGUUACAAAGGUCUUACGUUUAAUGAAGCAAGUGAAUAUGUGAAAAAGAAAAGACCUGCAUCCAAACCAAAUGCUGGGUUUCUCCAGCAGUUGCUGUCACUUGAGAGCAAAGUGAUGAAAGAUGGGACUUAAGACUAUGACAUUCAAAAUAUUUUUCGAAAAGUAUUUAUUUUAUACAGCAGACUGGAUAAUCAGCUGGACAAACUAUAACUCUGGAAUGUGUGACCAGACACCAAUAAAAAAUACAAUGAGACAAUGACAA
Frankliniella occidentalis (western flower thrips) is the source of this 757-nucleotide messenger RNA. It is a transcript of the gene Mkp, whose product is annotated as dual specificity protein phosphatase 19. The record is from RefSeq and is a predicted model, not a curated record. Gene Ontology annotation, cellular component: cytoplasm. Gene Ontology annotation, molecular function: JUN kinase phosphatase activity. The transcript has a single exon. Lineage: Eukaryota; Metazoa; Arthropoda; Insecta; Thysanoptera; Thripidae. The coding region runs from base 1 to 627 and encodes 208 amino acids. Gene Ontology annotation, biological process: regulation of MAP kinase activity; protein dephosphorylation.